AUCAGAAAGAGCUAUAAGCAAGACAAAAAAGAAUACAGAGGCGUAUAUAAAGCAGAAGGAUUGGAGGAUCAAGUUUAUACAGACAAUGAUGAUGUUGAUGAUGGAAGAUGUGUUGUCUAAACUAGGCCCUGCCCUUGCAACACUCAUGUUCAUCUGUACCUUAUACCAUAACUAUUUCCCUCAUCAACUUCAAUCAUACAUAGUUUAUCCUUUCCACAGAAUUUACAGAUUUUUCUACCCAUACGUUCACAUCAUCUUCCAUGAGUUUGAAGCAGAGGACUUGUUCGACAGGAGCGAAGUGUUCCUCGCUAUCGAGAGGUACCUGGGUCAGAACUCCACCUCGAAUGCUAAUCACCUCGUCGCGAAAGCCGCCAAAGACACCACCCAGCGGGUGGUGCUCAGAAUGGACAACGGCGAGGUCGUGACAGAUGUUUACAGAAAUCAUGGGAAGGGUGAUAAGGAGGUGAAGGUAUGGUGGAGUUCCAACCAAAUACCUCCCAAUAGCCAGACCAUCACUUACUUUCCUAGGGAGGAAGAGAAGAGAUUUUUCUCGCUUAAGUUUCACAAGAAGAACCGAGAGAUCAUCACAAAAUCCUAUCUCAAGCAUGUGCUAGAGGAGGGGGAAGCGAUUGCUGUCAAGGACAGGAAGCUUAAGCUGUACACGAACAACAAGAGUGACGACUGGCGUGGGUGGAAGAGCACCAAAUGGAGUCAUGUCAUCUUCAAGCAUCCUUCCAACUUCACCACACUAGCUAUGGAACCAAGGCGGAAACAAGAGAUCAAGGAUGAGCUUCUAAACUUUAAGGACUCAAAGGAGUUUUAUGCUCAGAUAGGCAAGGCGUGGAAGCGCGGGUAUCUCCUACACGGUCCACCCGGGACAGGAAAGUCAAGCAUGGUUGCCGCCAUUGCCAAUCUUCUGCAGUACGACGUGUAUGAUCUCGAGUUGACAGCGGUGAAGAAUAACAAUGAGCUAAGGAGGCUCUUGAUAGACACUUCAGGUAAGUCCAUCAUAGUCAUUGAAGAUAUCGAUUGCUCCCUUGACCUAACAGGUCAGAGGAAGAAGAAGAAGGAGGAGGAGGAGGAAGAUGAGGAUGAAUCAUCAGAGGAAGAAAAAGAUCCCAUCAAGGAGUUGAUCAAGGAAAAAGAGAAAAAAGGGAGUGAGGUGACUCUAUCCGGGCUUCUCAAUGUCAUUGAUGGUCUCUGGUCAGCUAUUGGAGAAGAAAAAAUCAUAAUUUUCACUACAAAUCACAUUGAAAAACUUGAUCCUGCUCUGAUUAGGAGAGGGAGAAUGGACAGCCAUAUUGAGAUGUCUUAUUGCUGCUUUGAAGCUUUCAAGGUAUUGGCAAAGAACUAUCUCGAUAUGGAUACGGAAAAAGAUACCCAACCUCACCCUCUAUUUCCAGAAAUCAAGCGUUUGCUAGCGGAAACCAAAGUUGCGCCAGCCGAUGUUGCUGAGAACAUGAUGCCCAAAUCUGCUGGAGAGAACAUUGACACUCGUCUCGAGAGACUGGUUAAAUCUCUACAAGAAGCUGCAAAUGAAGAAUUGAAGAAGAAAGCUGAGGAAGAAAAGAGAAUCGCGGAUGCCAAGGAAGAGGAAGACAUAAAGAAGCUGAAGGCCAAAAGAAAGCUCAGAGCUUGGCUAAAGAAAAUGGAGAUAUGAAGAAAGCAGAUGCAUUGGUUCUAGAAAAUGGAAUUGCAGGUGAGGGCUGAUGAUAUUUGAAAGAAGAAUUUUCACCCUUAGCUUGGCUUAGUGUUUCUUAGUAUUUUGCAAUAUAUAUUAGUCUUGUAUAAUACUAUCUAUUAAUGGAUGAGGGAUCACUGGAUCAGGAUACAUGUAGGGAGAGUUUUAUGGUAUAGUAACAUUCUCUCAAGUCUUAAAUCUACCCAAUUGAAUAAGUGAUGGUGAGCUGAUUUUGGGGUAGAUUUGAGAUAGUUGUAGUGUUUUUAUGUUUACUUGAACAUCUAUAAACGUAUUCUUAAAGAUUAGGGACCUACUUUACAUUAUUUUUUAUUAUAAUCUUCAAACCGACCAGUUGCACCAAACUACUCUAAGAAUCUCAUUGAAAAAAUCUCAUAUAGAAUCCAUAUGAUUGAGAAAGCAAACUUGAAUUUAGAGUCCUCUUAUUGGUGUCACCUAAAUGUCUGUGUGGAGGUACAAUAAUUCUUGAUAUGUACUUGGGACCAGCAUCCAUUUAUGCCAAGGUAUUUGCUCUCACCUCCUCACAUGGUCUUUGUUUAGCCAACCACCCACCUUCCAUUUUGGCCACCAUGGCUAAUAACAAUAACUUUGGACCACUUUACAAAUAUGGGCACAGCCUAGGGAGCUUGGAUGCCUGGAACAUGGAAGUAUAGCAGGAAUUUUGUGGGGAGGAAGAGAUACACAAAACCCAACACAUGCACAACACACACUUGGUCAUUAAAUCAAGAUGAAACCUUGAUUUAGUAUAUUCAGUAUAUCUAAUCUCAUUGUUGUAUGGCUAGACACAAAUUUCUUAACUAUCAAGAAUAUCCUAAGAUAACAUAUAGGAGUAUCAAGGUAAAAAGUAGCAGAUACAAUCACAACCACCAGAUGCUUUGUUUCAGAAAAGUAAAUAUGGCCUGAAUUGGGAUUUCUGAAGUCUCCGCAUAAAAAAAUCGAAAAGUUUAAUUUCAUCUAGAGAUUUGAAUCAAUGAAGCAUCUUCCAUAUGAAUAGCUCCAUGAGAACAGUUUGUAGGCGAACCAUGCUCGCUUUUUCGCUUAAGAGUCCAGAGGCUUGAAAAUGAAACUUAGAAGUCGCUGUUGAGCCAACUAAUUAGAAAUGCAAAGGGGAUGCAUCAAAUUAGAAUGGAGUAAUCCGCAGCGUUGCAAGGCUCCAUGGCAGUGAUCUGCGACUCCAUUGUGAUUUUUAUCAUCUAUGAGUGUAUGUGAUGAAUUUGCCCAGAAGCAACCGCAAAAUUAUGACGAGCAUAUCACUCCAGUUUCGCCAUCAAAUCUAACCUAUGUACGUUGUCAAAAUUGGAAUUGUGCUCUCAAGGCCCCUUGGGAACAAGGCCCCUUGAGUACAUGAACUUUGUAUCAAAGGGAGUAAAGA
Molecule: messenger RNA, 3071 nt
Organism: Cuscuta epithymum
Lineage: Eukaryota; Viridiplantae; Streptophyta; Magnoliopsida; Solanales; Convolvulaceae
Source: the annotation of a GenBank genome assembly